Didymodactylos carnosus is the source of this 273-nucleotide messenger RNA. The record is from the annotation of a GenBank genome assembly. NCBI's taxonomy places the organism in Eukaryota, Metazoa, Rotifera, Eurotatoria, Philodinida, Philodinidae.
AUGAACGAAGACGACUGCAUUAUCAUUAAUCAAGAAGAAGACUAUACAACCUGCCCUGCACUACAACCUCUCAAUCAACGUACACCAGUUCGUUCACGAGCAUCAGCUCAUCCUCGUACACCGCUAAGAAAAAGCACGACAUCACUUCGCGACCAUCGUAUGCCCGAAAUUCGUCGGAAAGUUCUACUUUUACCAGAAAUACCACCGGGUACUUCCACGCAGGUUCUCCCAGAUUUACAUCGACAUUCAGCCGGCAAAUUUUCACUACGUUAG